CUGCGUUUGGAUAACUGUGUUUUGUUUUCUCGUCAGAUAUCAAUGAAUGCGUCGACGAAGACUUUUACAACUGUACAGAUGAGUUUCACAUGUGCGUCAACACUCGCGGCUCUUACAAGUGUGAAUGUGAACAAGAUCUGUAUUUCAUUGAUGGCAAAUGCAGAGGCCUGGAGAAGAAUGAGACAGCCCCCAAGCCAGUGUUACCCGAACCGCGUGUGCCAUCAAAGAAAGAGAGGGAAGAAGCUGUGCAGUUCGUAAUUCCACUCACAAGCGAUUUUGAAUGGGAUUUCGAAAAGGACAAGUCAUUCAAAGACAAAAUGGCAUCUGUAACAACGGAUUUCUGCACUGAGAACAGGACAAGAUGUGUUCUAAAUGACGCUGGGGGAAAAAGGUGAUCACUGAUUUUUUCCUGAAUCUCAGAACUACUAAAGGGGUCCACUUUUGAAUAGAACCCAUUCCAGGGGGUGGGGGAUACCUAAACAAAGUUUUCUAGGAGGAAGAUAUCUUUGGCAAAUAAGGUAACCCGUUUUUAGCCGACAUAGAAUAUAGUGCCUCUUUAAUAAACUUGUAAACGUUUUGAUUGAGUAACCCCUUAAGAUAUCCUCGUGCAUCUGUUGUGGGGUAAAUAUGCUGGCUUUUUACUUAAACUUGCAAAAUCCCUUUCGUUUCGCAUACCUUCGUCUUGAAAAAGGUACUUCUUUCGGAAGUGUGCAUUUGUGCAUUUUAUGUUUUUUUUUUUUUUCCUUUAUUUGUUUUACUUUGUUAUAAACUAUUACGUGAGGGCAUUUGUCCCUCCUAAGGCCAGAUAAAUGCCACGAAAUAUAUAUAUAUAUAUAUAAAUGAGGCAGUUAGUUGUAAUUAUUUCCCUGCUCAUCCUAUUCAAUUAUUCCAUAUUCGGGGGGAAAUUUACAGUGUGAUCAACUUGAGCGGAGUGUCGCGAUCCUAACUGCAGAAAAUGUGUGAUUCUCCCCAGAACCUGCUACUUAAAGGUCCUUCUAAUUCCGCUGAAUGGCGGGGUUGGUUCAGUGGCCUAGUGGUAAGGCAUCUGACCAUGAGAAGACGCACACGGCUUGUACUGUAAGUAUCCCGGAGAGCUCCAUACAAUUCCUUAUA
This is a messenger RNA of Orbicella faveolata, 1113 nucleotides long. Its product is annotated as mucin-like protein. The record is from RefSeq and is a predicted model, not a curated record. Gene Ontology annotation, biological process: cell-matrix adhesion. Lineage: Eukaryota; Metazoa; Cnidaria; Anthozoa; Scleractinia; Merulinidae. Gene Ontology annotation, molecular function: calcium ion binding.